Molecule: messenger RNA, 3744 nt
Organism: Aspergillus homomorphus CBS 101889
Lineage: Eukaryota; Fungi; Ascomycota; Eurotiomycetes; Eurotiales; Aspergillaceae
Exons: 6
Coding region: 1-3744 (1247 amino acids)
Molecular function (GO): ATP binding; ATP hydrolysis activity
Source: RefSeq, a predicted model, not a curated record
AUGAUGGAAUCCUUACAGCCGACUCCGUACACCGAAGUUUCGCAGAACUUUGAUGCCACAGCGCCAUCGGACUCGAGCCGCACUACCCCACAUACAUCUAUGUCCGAAGCUGAUAGAGGAAAGGAUGGUCACCCUGCCAGCCCAAGUUGGCUGGAUGAGCUUCAUUUUCUCAAAAACAGGAUUGCAGAGUUGGAACAUGAAGCCCAGAAGCCCCCUGACAGACCCAAGCCGGAAGAGACUGACUAUCAGCGGUGGGAAAACUGUCUUUAUCAUCACCGCAAACAAUGGGAGAGGAACGGAGGUCCAGGACAAUGGAGCAUGGCGAGCCUUUGGUACAAUGACAAGGUCGUCACUGACCGCCAUGGUCCGUGGAAUUAUAAUUGGCCUCUAGCCCCAGCGAAGCACUACAAGCGCCCGGACCCUUUCGAUCCAGCUCAUGCGUGCGCGUCACACAGCCAGGAUCCCUCAGCGCCCGACGAGUUUGACACCAUCAUUGACUUUGAAAGUCGACGCCAGCGACUGCGAAAAGGGUUCGAGUGGGAGAUGGACCGUCUCUACCUUCAAGAGGAAGUAGACCGCCGUCGACGCGAGAGGCUGGAAGACGAAGCUAUGGAACCAAAGCAGCCCUCUGGGGAGAACCAAAGUUUUGUGGAUGAUAAGCAGCAGGAGGAAUGUGUCACAAAUGAUGUGACAGAACCAGCAGGACCGGAGCCUCGGCUCAAUCGUGUUGAGUGGUGGGCUUUUCGUCGCCUCGCGAAUCUGAGUGAAACAGAAGCAUCUGUGAUCGACAUACUUGUGGGCGAGCCAAUCAUCGAAAAUGAAUUCCAGUUUGGCUGGUUCCGCUACCCGGGUCUCUCAGGCCGUAAAGGCCAGACUGCACGGCAAGAGAUCAACGGGGAUAAUCAGUUCCACACGAGCUCAUCACCUACCGAGAGUGCGGGGCCCGAGCGAAUCCGAAUUCACUCCACUCCGUUGACUGCAAUAUUGGCAAAGAUUCUGUCGAAAGCAGCGGAUGAUCUUGCUGGGAAUGGGAGUACGUUUGUUCUCGUACGCCCUUUCAAGGCACUUGUUCACUGCGAGCGUGGUCUCCGCGAAUGGUUCCAGGCUUUGGAGCGAAGAAUCGUCGACUCAUCGGCCUUACCCAAGGCUGCAGGGCCCGAGGCCGAGGAUCAGUCUUCCACAGCUAAUAACAAGAGAGCUGAAGAUGUUGAGGAAGAUUCGAAGGAGAAGACAGAGGCACAAGCCGGGGAAGACAAGGAAGAAGAGCCAGAUGAAGACGAGGACAAAGUUACAACGUCACCUACAGCACUUAGGCACCUCCAAUGCAUCCUGGACUUCAUCAACACGGAAAUUGUUCCUCGACAUGAGCAUCUUCGAAGCCCACAGUGUCGCAAAGUCUUUUUCACUGAUCUGUGGCAUCUCUUCCGUCCCGGGACUGAGGUUAUUGGUAGUGAUGGCAAGCAAGUGUACCGGGUCAUCGAGGUCUCCAGCCCUCGUCAUCGCGUGGUCCCAUCAUGGCAACGCUUCCGCUCCGAGUCAAAAAAGAGCAAAGUGCCGCUUAGUGUCACCUGUGUCUACAUAGACUUCAAUGGAACUUCCUUGGGCCCAGUCUCACGAGUCUUCGAAUUCAAGCGCUUCGAAGGCGCACGAGAGGUGACGGCAUUGGAAAUCUAUCCCCUGAAACUCCAUCCUCUCAAGAGGGCCGCUUUCAGCGAGGCGGCAUGGAAGGAAAUCGAGGCUUUGGCACCUGCGGACCGAGCCGAUGGGUACCGCGAGCAGCUCAUUGCUCGUGGUCGUCAAUUUCUAGCAGUCGCUGGCAUCAAGCACAUGUACUAUGCCGGUCCCACACUGGGUGUGCGUGAUGACGUGGAGAGCCAGGUGGUCAUCGACUUUGAAACAGCGUUUUCGGUCAAGAAACAGCAGGAAUGGAAGCCCAUACUUGAAACGCUUAUCGGGGGUUCACCAAAGGAUGACGCCGGGGAGGUAGAGGACAGCGAGGAAGAGUGCCGGGGCAGCUGUUGUGCCAGGGAUGCUGUGCCCGAUGAUACAUACAUUGACCAGAAACAACGCGAUGAGUAUAUCAACAGUCUCUUACCGAAAUCUGACGGCACAGAUGAUCAGCCUUCUAUCGCCAUCAUUCCGCGAUCUCUUAAAGACCUCACCCGCAAUUCUGAGGACACGCCGGAUGUCACUCCAGAAGAGUUACUCAUCAUGUCAUAUCGGGUUUUUGGGUUUGUCCUGCGAACACGAAGCUGGGCCCAGUUAGAUCUGACAUACCUUAGUGCGGUCAAGCAGAGUGAAAUAUCCAUUGAGCAGGGUGAGACCACUGACAAAAAUACUAUUUUUGGACGCCUUGUGAUUGAUCAAAAACACAAACGCAUGAUCGAGUCUCUCGUAGCCCAGCACUUCCGAGACAAGCGAUCAAACAACAGUCAAGCUGAACAGGUGGAUUUAGUACGGGGAAAAGGGAAAGGACUCAUUAUGCUUCUCCACGGAGCCCCAGGAGUUGGGAAAACCUCCACGGCGGAGGGUAUUGCAGAGCUGUUUCAAAAGCCAUUAUUCCAGAUCACUUGCGGCGAUCUUGGCACGACGGCUCCGGAGGUGGAGAAGGCCUUGGAAACAACAUUUUCCUUGGCGAACCGUUGGAACUGCGUUUUGCUACUGGAUGAAGCCGAUGUCUUCCUGGCGCAGCGAACGAAGGAGGAUUUCAAGCGCAAUGGCCUUGUGGCGGUCUUUCUUCGAGUCAUGGAAUACUAUGCCGGCAUCCUCUUUUUAACGACCAACCGUGUCGGGGAUUUCGACGAAGCGUUCACUUCUCGCAUUCACGUCAGCCUGUACUAUCCCGAGCUUGAUUCUCAAAACACUGUGGCAGUCUUUGAAUUGAACCUGAAGAUGAUCGAGAAGCGAUUUCGGAAGAAAGGGCGGGCUAUUGACAUUGACAGCUUCCAGAUCGCAAGGUUUGCUGGUGAACACUUUAACCAGUAUCCUAAAGCGCGCUGGAACGGUCGGCAAAUUCGGAAUGCUUGCCAUACGGCGCUGGCCUUGGCCGAGUUCGAGGCCCAGGGCAACAACCGACGCGAGGUCCUCAAACCAGAGGCUAUCGUCCGCCUAUCGGUCGAACAAUUUGAGAUUGUUCGCGACGCCUACGUGAAUUUCACGAAGUACAUAAACGACCUCUAUGGCGUGGAUGCCGCGCGGCGGGCGCACGAGGACAAACUGCGCACCAUUCGGCAUGAGACAGAGCGCCUGUAUCGUCCGUUUCCCAAUGAUAAGGCUAGUAGUGUAUCGGACCUUCGCGCAUCGUUUGCGCGCGCAGGUCAGCCGCAGUCGCAAGACUAUCACUACCCGACGCCGACGAAGGGGUAUGCUUCGGCGGCCGCGCACCCGCAACAUACGCCUCGGAAGAUGCCCCCGUCCUCGGAUGUGGCCUACUACCAGCAUGAGUACGAGGGAUACGCCGCCGAGGUCCAUCGCACAGAUGCGCGGGUUGCUCGUGAUCGGGAUCGAGAUGUCCCGCCGACUUCGCGGUCGGGAGCUACUGGCCCCAAUCACGCACCUCCUCCUCCAGCCGAGCACUUCUCUGAAAGUCGCCCGUCGUGGUUCGACCGGGACAUCGCCAGCCUACAUCAAGGUGGGAAUCCGCAGGGCCGCGAGAUUCAGCCCUCUCGUUCGCCUGGCCCGCCCGCUCGGGACAUAGAUUAUAACCGGCCUAUUGGGGGAGGUGGGUGGCCUGAAACGGAGUGA